Messenger RNA from Bubalus bubalis (water buffalo), 1907 nucleotides. RefSeq names its product N-acetyltransferase 8 (putative) (gene NAT8). Lineage: Eukaryota; Metazoa; Chordata; Mammalia; Artiodactyla; Bovidae. The record is from RefSeq and is a predicted model, not a curated record. Gene Ontology annotation, molecular function: N-acetyltransferase activity. Bases 1135 to 1881 code for a protein of 248 amino acids. The transcript is spliced from 3 exons.
CUGACCCCUUCUUCAUCCUCAGAUUAGCAUUAACUUGUCAUUUCUGUUCCCCAAAGAUACUUCCAAGAGGGCCAGUUUCCAUCCAUGGCCCCAUUCAGGUCCAAGUUACUGCUUUCUCUUGUAGGAUCCCCACUAGCCUAGAUGGCUCCUUUGUGAACAAAGAACAAGGCACCCCCUCAACACUGACACAGCCUGCUGGACACACAGUUCAGUGGGCAGUGACACCUUUGAGCAAAAUAAGAAAAAGAUGCCUUUUCCUUUGGCCAGACUCAGCUCUGUGCCAGGGCUCGUGGAUUUUAGUUCCCACAAGCCUUCCUUGACAAGGUGAUCUUGUAAAGUGAGCACCUGCGUAUCUGUAUCCAGAGGCCCUUCUGCUUGGACCGCUGCACUAGCCUCUGGGGGGCAGGGGGAUAUAGACUUCCAUUCCGGGUCCUUUCAGUCCAUUUUCCACAGGUCACCAGAAUCACACACACAUAUCACACAACUCACCGCUACCUCUGGUUAUGUUACGCCCCAGCUAAAAGAACAGCAGCGGGCUCCUGGUGUUCUUAGAACAGAGCCCAAACUUCGUAAAUUGGAUGAUAUGCCCUGCAUGGCCAGGGCCCUGCUGCGCUCACCCAGCUGUGAAGGACCUUAUGUACUGAGCCAGCGGAACUGGACUCUGGCCUGUGAUGACAGAGCGCAGGGUGAGGGGCGAAUGCUCCAGGGUCAUAGCAGGUGUAUGUGGGGCCAAGCAUGAACAUCAGAGAGCACCAAGGUGCCAGGUGAACUGCCAUGGUUGGGGGUGUAGGCCAGCCACAAGGGCAAGGACCCCUGAGCUGUUCCAAACCCUGCGUGACCCCUCCAGGCUAAUUCCCCAGAGUUCAGAGAACCAAGAAUGGGCUUCGUGCUCUAUCAUGGCCCAGCCCCUUGAGCUUGGGCUUUAUGAUUAACAAAUAUUCAGAAGCCAGCCAAUGAGGUGCCAUCCAGGACCUGGGCCCCAGAAGUAGGACAGGCCCUGCAGUCUCUCCUGGAUGCCAGUCGGAUGCUGAGGACAGAGGCAGGCAGAGGCUGCCCUGGACACUCCAGGCUCUUGUGACAGCAGGGCUGCUGGGCAAGCAUAAGGGGGCACCUAGGUCUUUCCUGGUGGCUCAGAUGGUCUCUCUUGAACUUCGAGAUCCAGACAACCAGAAGUCUUCUAUGGCUCCUUAUCACAUCCGCAAAUACCAGGAAAAUGACCACAAAUGGGUCACAGACUUGUUCUCUAAGGUGAUGGCUGAGCACAUUCCUACCACCUUCCGCCACAUCCUGAAGCUGCCCCAAACCCUUGUGCUCUUGCCUGGGGGACCCCUUGCCCUAUUCCUAGUCUCUGGCUCCUGGGUCCUGGCCUUCGUGGCCAGCCUCGCCCUCCUUGCUGCCCUGAAGUUCCUUGCCGAAUACCCCUGGAAGCAGUUUAAAGUCAUGUCUUUGCACACAGACUUGUCUGACAUCACUAAAUCUUACUUCAGGGAGAGUGGCUCCUGCUUCUGGGUGGCUGAGUCUAAGGGGCACGUGGUGGGCAUAGUGGGAGCACUGCCUGUUAAGCCCACCCUGCAGAAGAAGCAGUUGGAGCUGCUUCACCUAUGUGUGGCCCCUGAGCACCGAGGUCAAGGGAUAGCCAAAGCCCUGGUCAGGACUGUCCUCACGUUUGCACGAGACCAGGGCUAUGGUGAAGUGGUCCUUACCACCAGCUUGCUGCAGCACUAUGCCCUGGCCCUUUACCAGCGCCUUGGCUUCCAGAAGAUGAGCCAGUUUUUCUUAUCCACGAGCUGGAGGCUAAUGUCUAUCUCUCAAAUUCAAUUUACCUACUGCCUCCCCUCUGCUCAGGUCUCUCAGGCACUGGAGCAGAGAGGAGGCCUGUGAUCUGUUUUCUAGCAGAUUAGUCAGGA